AUGGCCUUCACCUUCGCUGCUUUUUGCUACAUGCUGUCCCUGGUGCUCUGCGCUGCGCUCAUCUUCUUCGCUAUCUGGCACAUAAUCGCCUUUGAUGAGUUGAGGACGGACUUUAAGAGUCCCAUAGACCAGUGCAACCCUGUCCACGCGAGGGAGCGGCUGAGGAACAUCGAACGCAUCUGCUUCCUUCUGAGAAAGCUGGUGCUGCCAGAGUACUCUAUCCACAGCCUCUUCUGCAUCAUGUUCCUGUGUGCUCAGGAGUGGCUCACCCUGGGGCUGAAUGUUCCGCUGCUUUUCUAUCACUUCUGGAGGUAUUUCCACUGUCCAGCAGACAGCUCAGAACUGGCCUACGACCCACCAGUUGUCAUGAACGCGGACACCUUGAGCUACUGUCAGAAGGAGGCCUGGUGUAAAUUAGCCUUCUACCUCCUCUCCUUCUUCUACUACCUGUACUGCAUGAUCUACACCUUAGUGAGUUCCUAACUCCUGCUGAUGGAGAGGCUGCGGCUGGGAACCCCUGCGGCUAUGGCUGGGAAAGGACCAGACGGGGAUGAUGGAGACACCCAGCUUGGCAGAGACUGAUGGGAAGGAGCUGGAGUCACACAGCAGACAGGGUUAUGUGACCCAUGUGUGUCCGUUGUUGCUGUGUGUGUUGCUGCCUUUGCUGUUCACAUCCCACAUGGAUUGCAGAGCCCCUCUGAACGUCCGGGGUGCCAGCUUGUAGCUGAUGAAACACUCAACCUCUGGAGAUGCGGUUGUCGCUUUUUCCCUCCACUUCACUGAGCAUCAGUACCUUGCAAAUACCUUGCCAGUUCACAUGGAGUGCCUGCCUGGAUGGCAGGAAUGAGGCCGGAAGCUAGAAGGUACCAGCCAAGGGACAGAAUGACUCAGGGCCAAGGCCAGAUCUUCAGAGAUGAUUGAGACCCUCAAGGAUACCACGGGCUGCCCAAGACUCUUGUUCUAUUUUUUCCAGAGCUAUGACCUCGUGCUUUGCUCACUGCAAGGCCAAAAGCUGUGGGGUCUGCCCUGAGCCCUCUGUCACGUCAUUUUAGGCCCUGUUUAUGUCCAAGAGCCUGAGCAGUGACUUCGUGAGCUGGGUGUGGGACAGCACAUUGGCAGCAAGCUAUGCCCAAUGAGAACUGGGGAGGGGAGUGGGAGAAAAUGGAUUCUUUAAAUGUUUGCAACAUGUCCCAGGUGUGAGUUCUUCACCAUCCCAAGAUGUGUCUUGCCACGGCACCAAAAAUCCAUCAGAGUCAUGACAUGCCAAUCAGCUGGCUGGUAUGAGCCAAAGCCUAAAAUAACAAACAAACCUCAAAGCAGUUUGAAGUCCAGAAGCAGAAAGCUGCUGUGUACAAGGGUAUGGACAGCCAGGAAGUGAGACACCGUAAUUAUCAAUUCAGUUGAUGCUGCACAGCCUUUGUGCUGCUCAGUUCAACGUGGGGACAUCCGCUUAUUUCAAUUUUCCACUUGGCUUUUGCUCUUUUUGGGUGGGAGUUGUACGAGGGGGUGUAAAUAGUGACAAGGCUGAGAUUUUUAUGAUGUUUAAAUUGGGCACAAUGAUUUUGACCUGAUUCCCCAAACCUCCUUGCUUUUCUACUGUUACACACACACACACACACACACACACACACACACACACACACACACACACACACGCUAUUUAUAUAUGCUCCCAUCUGAAUCCUGUGACUCAGGUUUUUGAAUGGUGUUUGUGUAACACAUUGUGUGCUAUGUUUAAAAUGCAGCAACAACUUCAGCGACUCACCUCACCGGCUCUCUCAUUUCAAUCCAUCCCGGGCUGGAUGUGUCUCCAGAUGGUUGGCAACCUAGUAGGUAGAAAAAGCAGUUUCAAAAUGACACUGUGU
Peromyscus eremicus (cactus mouse) is the source of this 1865-nucleotide messenger RNA. It is a transcript of the gene Cnih3, whose product is annotated as cornichon family AMPA receptor auxiliary protein 3. The record is from RefSeq and is a predicted model, not a curated record. The coding region runs from base 1 to 483 and encodes 160 amino acids. NCBI's taxonomy places the organism in Eukaryota, Metazoa, Chordata, Mammalia, Rodentia, Cricetidae. Gene Ontology annotation, biological process: regulation of AMPA receptor activity; vesicle-mediated transport. Gene Ontology annotation, cellular component: dendrite; synapse. The transcript has 6 exons.